This is a messenger RNA of Lactuca saligna, 363 nucleotides long. The record is from the annotation of a GenBank genome assembly. Lineage: Eukaryota; Viridiplantae; Streptophyta; Magnoliopsida; Asterales; Asteraceae.
AUGGAUGGGUGCUGGCAAGUUGGUGGCUAUGAUUGUAUGGUUGGUGCCCUUUGGGGCACCAUCGUGGUCAUUGUGGUCGGAUGUGUUGUUGCGGUGGGUGUCGGUCACCAUAAACUAUCGAUGAACUCCGUCGUGGAGUCAAUUGGAAGCGUUGUCGGUGUAUGUGCUAGCGGUUGUCCUUCUAGUCUCGAUGGACAACUUCUAUCGAUGGUCCGCAUUGAUCGAACCUGGCUAGUGGUGUCACCUUCUUGCUGCGACGGUUCUUUGUCCAUCAUUUCUGGCGCAUGGUGUUGUUUCGUGGGUUUUGCAGGACUGAGUGCAAGACCAGAUGGCGCCAACUGUUGUGAUAUCUCACCGACUUAA